This is a messenger RNA of Colletotrichum truncatum, 1038 nucleotides long. RefSeq names its product pirin domain-containing protein. Lineage: Eukaryota; Fungi; Ascomycota; Sordariomycetes; Glomerellales; Glomerellaceae. The record is from RefSeq and is a predicted model, not a curated record.
AUGCCUCGUCUCACGACCAUCACUGCGAUUUUCGCUAUCUUCGUUUCCAUCAUCAUCUUCAACACACAACUCAAGAGCAUCAUCACAGACAUCACCACUUCACUCCUCAACAUAAACACCACCAACAUCACACUUUCAAACCCACCUGAACCAUCCAUGCUCAACGCAGUCAAGAACACAAUGUCCAAGACUCUCCACCACGCAAAGAUCACUCCCCACCGUAGUGGCACCCGCGGCCACUCGGACCACGGUUGGCUCAACACCUACCACAGCUUCUCUUUCGCUGACUGGUAUGACCCGCGCUUCAACAACUACGGCGCUCUGCGUGUCCUCAACGAGGACCGCGUAAAGGCCAACUCGGGAUUCCCCACCCACCCUCAUCGCGACUUUGAGAUUUUCAGCUACAUCCUGUCAGGAGAGCUUACGCACCGCGACUCCAUGCUGCAGAAGGGUAACGAGGGCGGCCAGAGUGACAAGUUCUAUCGCAUGCACCGCGGUGAUGUCCAGUUCACCACGGGCGGCACCGGUAUUGCCCACUCCGAGAUGAACGAGCACAACAAAGACACGGUGCACUUCCUCCAGAUCUGGGCCAUCCCCUGGAAGCGCGGUCUUCCCCCUACCUACCACACCCGCCACUUCUCUGAGGAGGACAAGAGGAAGGGUUUCGUCAAGAUCCUUUCGCCCCUCAAGGCCGGCCCCAACGCUACCUUGGCGGAGGAAAAGGCCGCUGAACCGUCCAUCCCGGAUACCAUCCCCAUCCACGCUGACUUUGUCAUGGGCGCGGGCAUCAUCGAGCCCAACAAGGCUUUUGAGUGGAAUGUCGGCGCCAAGGUUACGCAGCAGACAAAGCGCAAGGUGUUCAUCCACCUGCCAAUGACCAAGAGUGGCAAGGCUAAGAUCCGCAUCGACGGCCGCGACGAUGCCAUCCUCUCAGAGGGUGACGGUGCGUUUGUCGACGCAGUCAAUGCUGGAGACAAGUUGAAUGUCGAGAGCGUCGGCGAGGCAGAGGCAGAGGUUGUUGUUUUGGACACGGCAUAA